CUAGUAAUACAUCUUGAGUUCCUAUAAAUACUACACAUAUCUCCACUCAUAAAUCACACAGCCACUCAAGCAUAUUCUAAAUUACUAUUUUGUUAUCUCUCAUACUAGCUAGCAUUAUAAUUCAUCAUCAUGGGUGUUUUCAAUUUUGAGGACGAAACCACUUCUAUUGUAGCACCUGCUAUACUCUACAAAGCUCUAGUUACAGAUGCUGACACUCUUACUCCAAAGGUUAUUGAUGCCAUCAAAAGUAUUGAAAUUGUUGAAGGAAACGGUGGCGCCGGAACCAUCAAGAAACUCACUUUCGUUGAAGAUGGUGAGACCAAGCAUGUGUUGCACAAAGUGGACUUGGUAGAUGAAGCUAACUUGGCUUACAACUACAGCAUAGUUGGUGGUGUUGGAUUUCCAGACACAGUUGAGAAGGUCUCAUUUGAGGCUAAACUGUCUGCAGGACCAAAUGGAGGAUCCGUUGCAAAGCUGAGUGUGACAUACUUCACAAAAGGUGAUGAUGCGCCUAGUGAAGAGCAACUCAAGAGUGAUAAGGCUAAGGGUGAUGGUCUUUUCAAGGCUCUUGAAGGUUACUGUUUGGCUCAUCCUGAUUACAACUAAAACAUAUAAUUAUCAAAUGCUUGCUUUAUAUAUGGUGUGUUGUUAUACUAUACAUCCGGUGUGCUUAAGAUUGCUACUAAUGUAAUUCUGUGUUUUAUUUUAUCCCUUUGCUUUUGUUGUGAAAGUAAAAGUGUGAGAUUGUAAGUCAUGUGAUCUAUUCACAAUAUUUGUAUUGAACCGGUAUCUAUUUAUAAUAUUAAGACAUUUUUUAUUA
This is a messenger RNA of Lathyrus oleraceus (garden pea), 820 nucleotides long. RefSeq names its product disease resistance response protein Pi49-like. The transcript has 2 exons. NCBI's taxonomy places the organism in Eukaryota, Viridiplantae, Streptophyta, Magnoliopsida, Fabales, Fabaceae. The coding region runs from base 130 to 606 and encodes 158 amino acids. Gene Ontology annotation, cellular component: nucleus; cytoplasm. The record is from RefSeq and is a predicted model, not a curated record. Gene Ontology annotation, molecular function: protein phosphatase inhibitor activity; abscisic acid binding; signaling receptor activity. Gene Ontology annotation, biological process: defense response; abscisic acid-activated signaling pathway.